UAUUUAUCAGAAAACAUAUAAAUAAUGGUGACUUUAAUGAAAAAUUUAUGUUUGUGUCUAAUAUUAGGCGUAUUAAUCGGUACAUACUGUGCGACCAGUGCCAGUGCCACCAAUAAAACAGUGCAACGAUACACACCUGACUGGAAAUCAUUGGACAGUAGACCAUUGCCGGUCUGGUACGAUGACGUCAAGAUAGGUAUAUUCCUUCACUGGGGUGUCUUCUCUGUGCCAUCGUUUGGCACCGAAUGGUUCUGGCAGCGAUGGAAAGAGGUUAAAAAGAAAGAAUUUGUUGACUUUAUGGCCAGAAACUACAGACCCGACUGGACGUACGCCGACUUUGCCUCACAAUUCACGGCCGAGUUUUACGAUCCGAAACAUUGGGCCGAAGUUUUCAAAGCAUCGGGUGCUAAGUAUGUGGUGCUAACCACCAAACAUCAUGAAGGCUACACUAUGUGGCCGUCGAAAGUGUCGUUUAAUUGGAAUGCUAUGGAUGUCGGACCCAAACGGGAUUUAGUCGGCGAUUUGGCGACCGCUGUCCGCGACGCUGGACUUCACUUCGGUGUUUAUCAUUCACUGUUUGAAUGGUUUAAUCCGCUGUUUUUGGCCGAUAAAGAAAAUAAUUAUACGACAAACGUGUUUACAAAACAUAAAGCCCGGCCUGAACUCGAAGAAUUGGUUAACACAUAUAAACCAGAUCUCAUUUGGUCUGACGGUGACGCCGACGGUACGCCCGAGUACUGGGAGGCACAACAGUUCAUAGCCUGGCUCUACAACGACAGCCCAGUUAAAGACAAGGUUGUUAUCAAUGAUCGUUGGGGAACUGGAACUGCUGGAAAACAUGGAGGGUUUUACAACAAUGCCGAUAGAUUCAACCCAGGUGUUUUACAGAAACACAAAUGGGAAAAUGCUAUGACUAUUGAUAAGAACUCGUGGGGUUACCGACGGAAUGCCAAAUAUGAAGACUACUUAUCCACUCAUGAAUUGUUAACAACUUUGGCCCAAACAAUAAGUUGUGGCGGUAACUUACUAGUAAAUGUCGGUCCAUCGCAUGACGGUCUAAUUAAGCCAAUAUUUGAGGAACGACUACGCGAUUUAGGACACUGGCUGUCUAUUAACGGAGAAGCUGUCUAUAGUAGUAAACCGUGGACUCAUCAAAACGAUACAAAAACACCGGAUGUUUGGUAUACAAUGCAAGAGAAAACUACUGUUUACUCGAUUGUAUUGAAUUGGCCGAAGAAUAAUGAACUGGAAUUGGGUUCAGUCGACCACAAGACCGUCGGAUCAGUGGAACUGUUGGGCGAAAAGGGAAGCCUAACGUUUAAGGUCGGAUCGGACGGACAUACAGUCGUUACUUUUCCGCACAUAACUCCCGAUUCUCCUCUAAAAUGGGCUUAUGUUUUGAAAUUUACAUUAAAAUAAUAUAUUUAACAAAAUAUUUA
Molecule: messenger RNA, 1439 nt
Organism: Oppia nitens
Lineage: Eukaryota; Metazoa; Arthropoda; Arachnida; Sarcoptiformes; Oppiidae
Product: alpha-L-fucosidase-like
Exons: 8
Coding region: 25-1419 (464 amino acids)
Biological process (GO): glycoside catabolic process; fucose metabolic process
Cellular component (GO): lysosome
Molecular function (GO): alpha-L-fucosidase activity
Source: RefSeq, a predicted model, not a curated record